Molecule: messenger RNA, 99 nt
Organism: Phytophthora nicotianae INRA-310
Lineage: Eukaryota; Oomycota; Peronosporomycetes; Peronosporales; Peronosporaceae
Exons: 1
Coding region: 1-99 (32 amino acids)
Source: RefSeq, a predicted model, not a curated record
AUGACAAAUAUGUUCAUCCAGUCUAUCGAGUUCUCGCAGCAAUUCAACGCCCCAGAAGCUAUCGCCGCAGCGAAUAAUAAAGUCGACGAAGCUGGGUGA